CUCUCUCGCUCGCUUUGCACUCCACCCUUUUUUUUUUUUGUCUCUCUUCAUUUUUCACCCCCUUAUCUUUUUUCUUAUUCUUAUUAACGUGUGAUAGUGUUGUGUUGUGAUGAACUCGGUGCAUGAAACAAAAGAGUGGCAAAUGCCUCCAAAUGCAUUACCGAGUCCCUCUGUCGCAGAAAGUCCUAUGCAUCCUCCAGUUCCGCAUUAUUCGCCCAUGGAUCAUGCUGCCUAUCCGCCGUCGUUUUCUCAAGGAAAUCCUCUGCCAAUGUCCCAGGCACCACUACCACCACCAUCUUCGCACCACCAUCACCACCCUCAUCACCAUCAGCCUACAUCGCCAACGGAUAGUAGCUACGUCAAGCCAGAUUCGGACCCUCGCUUACCAGGAAUGAUGGCCGUUUCUCAACCCAGCACUCCCCGCCCAAGCCCAGCAGCAACCACAGAGCCUGCAUCAUCACCGACCCGGAAUUCGAAUCAUCCUGCCAGUAGCGCCGCCGCCGCUGCCGCUGCCGCUGCUGCUGUGGCUGCCUAUUCCACCCCGUCCUUCCAUACUUCUUCGCCUUAUAUGUCGGCCGGUGUCAUUCCUCGAAAACGCGGACGCAGCGAUUCGUUGUUCACCCAAGAAUCGGGCCCCUUUUUCAGCUCAACAAAGACAUUCGAUAACCUAUUUGGUGUGGACCGAACCAACUUAUUGAGUAUCCGCAUUCAAUCCAAGAUGGACAGAGGAUUCUUUCUGGCGGAUAAUGACUGGACGUGCUAUCGACGCAACUAUUUCCAAGUCAGCAGUGCGUUUUCUAUACAUGGAAUGAACCACUAUUACGCCGACCACGAACCGCAGUGUCUGGUGCGAAGCGAGGACGGCAAUGCGUUUUAUCCUGUGCGAAGAUUCUUGCUCGGCAUUGGGGCGCGCGUAUCAAACAAUGACAAACGGAUCGAGUUGGUGCAGCACACGCCCAAACGAGAUAAGGGCCCACAGAUGACGCCACAGCCCAAACCGAUCACGGCAGGCGGUAAUCUCAGCAUGAGUGCAGUCGGUACCAACCAGAACAUUGUCACUUUCGAGCGUAUCCAGUUCAAGACGGCCACAGCCAACAAUGGCAAGCGAAGAGCAGCACAGCAAUACUACAUUUGUGUCACGGACUUGUUUGCAGAGACGGAUCAUGGCGAACAGAUCCGGAUCGCUUCGUGUCAGUCUGCUCCACUGGUCGUGCGUGGUCGUAGUCCUGGUCAUUAUACCGAUAGUCAGCAAGAACGUACGGUCGUCACUGCGCCUGCUUCGGGAGCAGUAGUGCCGCCACCCCCUCCGCCACACCAUAAUCCUCAUCAUCAUCACCAUGCUGCUCUACCACCUCCACCACCGCAUCAUAACCAGCAUCCUCAUCAUCAUCCACUGCCGCCACCGUCUUCUUCAUCGAUAUCAUCGCCGCCCAUGACCACCGAUGGUACCACGCCUCCGACAUCUUGUUCACAGCAAAUCGCAUUGCCGCCACCCCCACAACAUCACGACGAUCGCUUUGCUUUCCAAAGACCCCCUUAUACACCUCCAGCCAUGAUGCCUGGUGACUAUGGCUAUUACUCAAGCUACCCACAGCAUUUUAGCCCAACGAUGCACGCACCGCCACCCCCACCACCCAUGGCGCCCAACGGUAUGAUGAUGAAUAACGGACCGCCUACUCCAACACAGCAUACCCCGAGCUCUUCUACAGGCCCACCACCUUCGCCACAGUCGUACGCAGCACCACCUCCGCCGCCACCACCGCCGCAUCAUCAUCCUUAUAUGUUAUCAUCAUCCGUUGCUCGAAACCAUUCGCAGCCAAGUACAUCCGCAUACUACUAAACUUAUAAUAUUUGUACAUAUUAUAUAAAAUACACUACUGGCUGGAAACACAGAUACUCAAAAAAAAAGGAAGAUAACUUUUUGCUCAAACAACACAAUUUCCCCUUUUAACCUUAUACACACGCACUCACACGCUCACAUCAACUUAUAUACAUGUCACUUUCAUUAUAAUCUCGUAUAUUACUUACGCUUUUUUUAUAUUCUGUAUCAACAUCCUUCCCACCAUUCCUUUUUGUCUUUUUUUUCUUUCUUGUAUGUUUCUAUUAUAUUCAUAUUAUAUUAUACUAUACUAUAUCUCGAUUUUAUUAUAGC
This is a messenger RNA of Zychaea mexicana, 2152 nucleotides long. RefSeq lists its product as uncharacterized. The coding region runs from base 110 to 1840 and encodes 576 amino acids. Gene Ontology annotation, biological process: meiotic cell cycle; positive regulation of transcription by RNA polymerase II. The transcript has 4 exons. Gene Ontology annotation, molecular function: DNA binding; DNA-binding transcription factor activity. Gene Ontology annotation, cellular component: nuclear chromosome. NCBI's taxonomy places the organism in Eukaryota, Fungi, Mucoromycota, Mucoromycetes, Mucorales, Lichtheimiaceae. The record is from RefSeq and is a predicted model, not a curated record.